This is a messenger RNA of Fonsecaea pedrosoi CBS 271.37, 777 nucleotides long. Its product is annotated as rpsU-divergently transcribed protein. Gene Ontology annotation, molecular function: lipid binding. Gene Ontology annotation, cellular component: mitochondrial inner membrane. The transcript has 2 exons. The record is from RefSeq and is a predicted model, not a curated record. Lineage: Eukaryota; Fungi; Ascomycota; Eurotiomycetes; Chaetothyriales; Herpotrichiellaceae. The coding region runs from base 1 to 777 and encodes 258 amino acids. Gene Ontology annotation, biological process: ubiquinone biosynthetic process.
AUGUCCAUCCUUCACGGCAGGACCGUGGCACUCUCACGAUCACUGCGACUGAAAGUGCUUACAACGCAGUCAAGCCACGCUUUUCGACAGCGACCGGCUUUCACGAGGACCUACUUUUCCGUCCACCAUCCGGACCCCCCUCCUUUCCCUGAAAUCCAAGAUCGAAUUCUUUCCGCUGCUAUUAUUCGACUUCCAGAACACGGUUUCACAGAAAGAGCGCUGGCGUUAGGAGCUAAAGAUGCCGGGUACCUCGAUGUUACAGUCCAGCUCUUCCCUCGCGGUGUCUUUGAUCUCAUAAACUACCAUCUAGUCACACAAAGGCUUGCAUUGAAGGAUACCGUACAGUUUCCCGAGGGAUCUACGCUAGGAUUGGGCCCAAAAAUCAGGACGCUGACCAUGGCACGGUUGAGAGCCAAUGCAGACAUCAUCCAUCAGUGGCAAGGGGCUCUUGGUUACAUGUCCCUCCUCGAAAAUAUUCCUGCCUCUAUGAAAGAACUUCAAGCUUUGUCGGAUGAGAUUUGGUAUCUCGCAGGAGACACCGCAGUUGACUUCUCCUGGUACACGAAACGAGCCUCCCUCGCAGCCGUCUACGCAAGUUCAGAACUGUUCAUGACCACGGAUACAUCAAGGGACUUUUCGGCAACGGAAGAAUUCCUCGACCGCAGGUUGGGAGAUGUUCGCCUCCUCGGGGGGACCGUGGGGGGAAUGUCCCAGUACCUUGGAUUCUGGGCGAGCAACGGCGUGAACUUGGCCAGGUCUUGGGGUAUGAGAGUGUGA